Phasianus colchicus (ring-necked pheasant) is the source of this 4680-nucleotide messenger RNA. It is a transcript of the gene SHLD3, whose product is annotated as shieldin complex subunit 3. Gene Ontology annotation, biological process: positive regulation of double-strand break repair via nonhomologous end joining; negative regulation of double-strand break repair via homologous recombination; positive regulation of isotype switching. NCBI's taxonomy places the organism in Eukaryota, Metazoa, Chordata, Aves, Galliformes, Phasianidae. The record is from RefSeq and is a predicted model, not a curated record.
CUUCUUCCCUGGUUGCGGCGCUCGGGGCUCGCGGCCGAGCCAUGGACGUUAACCAGCCCAAGCAGGAGCACCUGCUGGCCCUGAAAGGUCCCGUUUCCCACUGAUCUUUGCAGCAUGGGGCAAGGAAGUUCUUGCAAAUAAGAUGUUUCAAUCUAGACUUAUGAAUCCUCAUCAAGAGACUGUUCUUGUAAUUAAGAAUAACUGAAUUCCUACUGCACAAGCAUGGAAGUGGUCUUACAUUAUCGACCACAUCAGAGAGAUCUGACAGAACUGCAGAAAUUUGCAGAAGCAGCAGUGAAGGAGUUUCCCAUUCGUCAGUUACCAAGAUUCACACCCUGGUUUCCAAAUGAUUUGUACAGACUACCGCUCAAACCAAAAAAGCAACCACCAGUUAUUUCUUCUGAAGAAGCAGAAGAAUUGAAACAACUUGCUACACCUUCAGAAUAUAUUGUAGAAUCUCCUAGUUAUGACUGCACAAAAAAUCUCCUUGAAUUUCAGUCUGAUGUGAAUCAUGGGCAGACUUUAAUCCACACACAAAAUGGCCGCAGGCAAAUUAGCUUGGAGAAUCAAGGAGAACCACCAUCUAAUGAGAAACAGAAAUUGAAAAGGUCUUGGAGUGUCUCUCUCUCUAGCCCUAAGCUUAAAGAAAAGAUUCUUCCUCUAUCUCAAGAACUUCAAAACAAUUUGGAAAGACUUAAAUUGCAUGCAUUUUAUAGAGCAAAGUGGACAAUUGAGCAGUCUAACUGUAAUAACCAGAACUUGGAGGACAUCUGGAUAAAACUGAAUAGACUUAUCAAGCAGAACGAAUUGCCGUCUUGCAAUGCUACUAUUCAAAGAUCUUUGGGACAGAUAUGGGUUUUCUGUGAUAUACUAUACUGUGAAUAUAUUAGAAAUAUUCUUAGGGAAAAGCUAAGUCUUACUGAUAAAAUGAAUUUGCUUGUACAUAAAUUUGGAAUUAUAUUUAGUUUAUAAUUGUAAGAUAGUUUUGUAACAAUAUUGUUGUCUGAAGUAGUUUCUAGGUAGCUUAGUUUUUAAGGAGCUUAAAAUAUACAAACUUCAGAACAGCUGAUGAAUUAAUUAGGAGAAAAUAACUUUGUUACUUUACUACAGUUUUAAAGCUGUAGUAGUGUUUUUAAGUUUAUUUGUUGGGAAAAUCAUGAAUGGGUCAAUGAAGAUCAGUACAUUUGUUUGAUUUAGUACAAUAUUCUGUGUUCUUUUUUCUCAUUCUUUGUCUAAAGGAAAAAAAAAUAAUACUUCUGCACUUAAUUUCUCCAGGAUAUUCCCUUUGGAAUUUUGUUUGUUUUUCUUGAUAUGAUAAUGUUUGAAUAAUAAUAUUUUAUUGUAGACACUGCAUACCUCUUUGUAGUUUAAAACAAAGGAUACUGCUCAAUUUGGAACAUUGCCAUGUGUUUUUAAACUUCGGCUGAAGGCUGAAUGUUCUGUAUUAUAAUUUGGUGCAUCUGUGGGAUUUAAUAUUACUGCUUAGCAUACUGAUAUGACAAAUGACUGAAGUAACUAGCUGUCACUAUUAGUUGUAAAGCUAAUGUAGCCAACUUACAUCAGUGAAAUUACUUCUCUAAUCUUAAAGAUGAUAGUAAUGAAGUUACUUUGUGCUGUCAGAAUUUUUAGAGAUACAGUGGAGUAAGAUGCAGAAUGUUUUAUUAAGUGUAACUUUUAUAUCUAGAAUCUGAGAAGAAAAGCAAGAGAAUCUGUAAUACUACAAGAACAAUACUUUAGUAGUCUCAUUAAAUACAAUAAUCUACAUGUCUUAAUUUGUGCAUUUUGACUUCAUUCCAUGGUGUAUAUUUUUAAUUUUAUUACAGUUAUCUUUAUUUUAAACUUGAGCUGUAACUCUUCCAUUAUAAGUAGUCAGUUCUAGAUAUAUAAGCUUAUUGUAGAUUUGAAGACAAUUAGGUAACUGUCUGUAAUACAACCCCACUAUAUUCUUUAAAUACACUUAGGACUUAACUAAGAAAACAUUUCUUGGUUUUGGAAAAGAGAUCAUGACAAAUGAGAGUGCUGGGCACUCACCAAGUGCCUGAGUCGUAAUCAGAAGUGCCAGUUUCUGUCCUGGAGCGUACAGACUUGUGGAUGAGAGGCUGCAGAGCAGCCCCCAUAGAAAGGGAUCUUGCGUUCUGGCUGAUGGCAAGUUAAAUCAUGAGGCAGCAGUAUGCCCUGAUAGCCAAAAGUACCAUCUGUGUCCUGGUGUGCAUCAGGCUCAGCACUGCCAGUGGGUGAGGGAGGGGUUGUCCCUCCUGUUCCACACUGUGCUCUGGGUGCGGAUUUUGCGGCACAAUAUAAGGAGGACUUAAACGUAUUAGAGAGUGUCCAUGGAGGGCUAUGAAGAUGGUAAAGGGACUGGAGGGCAAGGAGUGUCUGAGGCCCCUGAGUCUGCUCAGUACAGAGCAGAGGAGCAGAGGGGAGGACUGAUGGUGGCUGCAGCUCCUCACAGGGAGCAGAGGGCAGUGCUGAGCUCUACUCUCUGACAGCAGUAGGACCCGAGGGAACGGCAUGGAGCUGUGCCAGGGGAGGGGAGAAGAGAGGGUUGGAGACAGGGUCUGCACAAGAGGGCAGUGGGCACUUGAGCAGGCUCCUCAGGAUAGUGGUCAUGAUACCAGUUCUGCCCAAGGACCAUCUGGCCAACACUCAGAUGCAGGGUUUGAAUUUUGGAUGUCCCUGUGUGGAGCUGAGGGCUGGACCCUGGGAGUCUUGUAGAUCCUUUCCAACUUGAUACUCUUCAGUCUUCCUAAAUUUGGAACAGAGAUCAGUGCCGUUAUUCAGUUGUAGUUGUCAGGUUUCUGCUGCUUUCUCUUAGAGGGCUUAUGACCAAUGAUACUCACUGUGCUAUGUGGGUACACCACAGCUGGAAAACUAGACAGUAGUAAAUGAAUGCAGCAUUUAGUUUUUCUAUAGAACUACUUGUUUUGGGUAGGACUAAUGUAGAAAUGAAGUAAAAAAUUCUAUUUUGAGCUAUCCAGAACUGCUUUGUUCAUAUGCACAUGUAAUUCAGUAUCUUUUUCAGUUCCUAUGUGGAAUCCGCUUCUCUACGUCCUCUGUUUUGUGUAUUUUGAGACUUUUUGUUUACCUCAUGGUACAGAGCCUUCAGGGAUCAUAUUUUUAAUCUUUGUACACGCACACAAAAGAGAAUGUAUUCAAGUUGUUGUUGUUUUAAAUUUGAAAACUAAGAUUUGUUCAUGUAAAUACUAGCUUGUAUAGGUUUGCUGUAUGAUAGUAUAAGUUAAUGUGAACCAGCACAGCCCACUACUAUAUGAGAGCAGUUGAAUAUUUUUAUACAGUUGGAAAUAGCGAAUGCUGAGAUGGUCUGUAAGUAGUACAAUAAAGGUGAAAUUGCAAUACGUGUUUCAGUGCAAGGUUGUUGUUUAACAUCUUGUAUUCAAGAGAAAUAUGAUUUUUUAUAAAAUAAUAUGGUUUUAUGUUUUGUAAGUUUAGAAGAGAAAGCAAUCGGUGCAUUUUACAUAUUCAGAUCAAAAGAUUUGAGAUUGCAAAUGCUAAAUUUAAGUUCUACGUGGAUGCAUUUAUAUGUAGCAAUAUGCAGGAUGGGGACAUUGAUUUGUAUUAGUAGGGAGGAAAUUUGUAACUUCAAGAAUCUUAAAUAUGUAGCGCAAAUGAAAAUUAUGUGACCUUGAGUAUUUUGAGUUAAAGUGAAGUUAGAGAAUCGCAGAAUUGUUUGGAUUGGAAGGAAUCUUAAAUAUCACCUAGUUCCAUUCCAGCGCCUUGAAUAGGAAAACCUCCCACCAGAUCAAGCUGCCCAAGAACCCAUUCAGCCUACACUGAACACUUCCAGAGAUAAGCAGCCUGUGCCAAGGCCUCACCACCCUCUGAUUAAAGAAUUUCCUCAGAAUACCUAAUCUGAAUCUGCCCUCUUUUAGUUUGAAACCAUUGCACAGUUUGUCACUGCACUUCCUAAUGGAGUUCCUCUUCAGUUUUCUUGUAGCUCCCCUUUGGAUACUAGAGAACUGCAGUCAGUUCUUCUUGGAGCCUUCUCCUCUCCAGGAGAGAAGAGCUCAACUCUCUCUUUCUAUCUUCAUAGAAGAAAUGCCAUUGAAAACACAACCUUUUGAAGUAGAGUUUUUCUUUAAUGAGAAGAUCUUGAUGAUUUUGAUUUUAUUGGUAUUGAUGAAAGAUUUUAUAAGAAGAUCCCUGAGGAGUUCGUUUGGCACUAUUGCUGUUGUAUUUAACAAUCUUGGCUCCUUACUUCUACCUGUAUCAUAUGUAUGUUGUGGAGAUUGGGAUGUAAGUUGUGUUGUGUCCUGGUAUUUAUGGCUGCUAAGAUCCAAAUAAGUCAUUAAGUUCAAUUCUAUGGUAUCCAGAGUCACAGAACAGACAUCUAAGCAGACUUAGAUUGGUCACACAGAAUGAAGCUGGUACGCUCCUCGAAUCCACAAAGAACAUUGUACAACAUUUUAACAGAAAGGAUGGAUUCAAAUUUAAGAUUAAAAAAAAGGUAGAUAUUAUUGUGCUAGAGAAAGCAAGAGGGACCAAUUUCACCACCUGUACGCUUGGAUUGGAGUAACAGGGAAUUUAUUCUGUUGAAAAUGACCAGAUGAACUAAAAGAUCUUGACAUCACUUGAGCUGAGAUUUAGUAGUGUUUUGUUCUUUUUUUAAUGGAGGAAGUGCAUGACAGAACUGUGUUUAAAACAAACAAAUUAAUUUGUUAG